Molecule: messenger RNA, 2914 nt
Organism: Lutra lutra (Eurasian river otter)
Lineage: Eukaryota; Metazoa; Chordata; Mammalia; Carnivora; Mustelidae
Product: proline-rich protein 18-like
Exons: 3
Coding region: 77-550 (157 amino acids)
Source: RefSeq, a predicted model, not a curated record
CACACUGGAGGGAAAGGUCAAACUAAAGGCGAGGGAGCCGGGAGGCCGGAGGGAGCCGCCGCUGCCGCCGCGCGCCAUGACGGACGCGGCCGAGGCUGCUUUCUCUCCGCGGACGCCGCCGAGCCACUGCUCUCACCGCGCCCCUCGCCCCCGCCCCCCGGACCCCCCUCCUCCCCGGGCCUCGCGCGUCCCCGCGCCCCCUCCCCAUGGCGCUCUGGGCGCGCGUCGGGCCUGGGGCGCGCGCCGGCCGCGAGCGGGCGCGGGCGCGGGCUCGGGAGGGUGGGGGCCGCGGCGGGCGGCCGGCCUCCUUGCGCGACCCCCGGUACCUUCGCCCGGCCCCUCAGCGAGAGCCCGCCAGGUACCGGUUUCGAACACACAACUGGCCGUCUCCAGCUCUGGGACUUCGCCAACGACACAGCAAUGGCCAGAUUGCUCCAUGAAGUGUGUUCCAGCAGGAGUGUCCCGGUUCACCAGUUCUCCACCAGUGGCCGUUUGCACCAUUGCACCAGCACGUGCCAGGGGCUGUGAGGACGUCCCGCACCUCCCGUGAAGGGGUCCUCAUCGCUAGCUGGCCAGCAAGUGCUCCAGCUCGAACAUCCGAUGUUAGAGUCUGCUUCCCAGGAGCACGUCCAGCCCCGACCACCCUAGACGGAGAUCCCACACACAGACUUGGAGGUGGGGGGUUGCAUGUCGGAAGUCGGCUGGGGCAUGUGUUCUGGAGAUCGCUGCAGGGAAGUAGGGAUGGCUGGAGUGGUGGAGGGAGAAGCUGCCCUCUGAUGCAGCUGUGACUGGAGUCUCGGCCAACCCAAAGGCAUCCCCACUGCACCCCUGCCCACCACAGAUGCCUUAAGCACCUUCAGAUCAGCUGGCUUCUAUGGCCCACAUUGAUCUUGUGCAGUGACUGUCCCCUUACAAUGACCCUCUCAAACCCAGCAGAUACCUGGAUUCUUCAGAGAGCUCUGGGGCUGCAGUGGCCUUCCACCUGUUCUGAAUGGAAGCCAAGAGGCCAGUCAUUGGCCCUGGGAUAUAACCUUGAGUGGGUGGGGCAGCCCCUGCUCCUGAGAGCAGUUCCUAGUGAGGCAGAUGUCUGUCAAGGUCAACACCAGUGUGUACAGCACCCGGAGCAGAGACCCUGAGGAGGGGCUCUGGGGGAGCGCCAUGGGAUCCACGCACAUGAACAUGUUACUUAAAGAAGGACGUGGCCGGAAAAUGAAAGGAUGGUGGGUUUCACACGGGGGUCUGUGUUGCUGUCCUGCUUUCUGAGCUUACUCUGUUGAACUUACCUCCCCUUUGUGAACUUGUGAUUCCUCCUUUGAGAAAUGGGUAUGACGAUAAGAACACCUUGCCCUGCCAUGACACAGAGCGAAACCUGAACCACACGAAAAUCUGGAUGUGAGAGCCCGGGGUGAAACUGUAUAUCCGUGAGGGUCCCUGUUCGUAUGGUCUGACUUCGAAGAAGCGCACAACGGGGGUGUGAGUUCUAGAGCAGAGCUCCUUGCAGCUUGUGCCAGAGCUUUACAAGGAGGAGGGGAGAAUUCCUUGUCCCUGUGCUUCAACGCAAAGAGGACUUUUAACGAUAGGGCCCUCGAGGAAGGGGGAAACUUGGUGAGGAAAGGAAAGAGGGAAGAAGAAAGAGAUGGAACAUCUGUGAGGGAGAAAGAAAGGACAGUGAAUCCAACAUUUGUUAAAACAGCUACUCGGGACUGGGAGCUAAGCUCAGCCUCGUGUCCACAUUCUCUCUCCGCGAGAGAGGUUGUUCUAUUAGGGCUCUCUGGGUAGCACGUAAAAGAAAACCAAAGUCAGACUCUCUUAAGGGAAAUAGAACUCAAUCUAACUUAAGACAAACAAACCAACAAAAACACAAACAGAAGGAAUGUCUUGGCUUAACAACCCAAAGGAAGCGCUGGCUUCUAGAACUUGAUCCUGGGGCUUCAGUGGUGUCUCCAAGGCCCAGUUUCUCUGUUUUUCAUCGCACAGCUGGCCCUCCCACUGAGCUGGCUUUGCUCUCCAAGAUGGCGGCAGCUCCAACCUUUCCUUCCAGCUUCAGAUCCACGUUGGGGGAGGACCUGCUUCACUUUGUCCUCCAUUCCUGCCCAAACCUCAUCCCUCAGCACACGGGUCACGCUACCUCCCGGACCUUGAAUCCAUGUGCGGGAGAACUUGAUGUUGUCUGAGGGAAUGCAUGAUUGAGACAUGGCUAGAAAGUGGUAGUUCUGGAGGUGGAGACUCGGUCCGCAUGACUCUGAAGCCCGAGUUUCUCUUGGAGCGAUGAACACCCCACCCCCGCCGACCCCAUACACCUCGGCUGAAUCACCUCACCCCCUUGAACCUUGUCUCCUCUUCUAGCUCUGAGUUUGACAACUCCACCUUGAGGAAACCUAUUAACCGAGUGAGCUACAAUGGCACUAUUCAGUCCGUAAUGGCGUAACUAUUGCCAAGUACCUGGUUCUCUUUCUUUCCAGUGUUUGUUUGCGAUGAGCCUAAGCACGGAUCGGCCCAGCCAUCAUCAUACUGUUCAUGUUCUCUUUGGCUUCUUAGCACAAGGGCCCUCUUUCUAUUUCUGCGUUGGAGACGAUGGGUACUUUGGCCCCAAGCAUGGAGCUCAUCGAACACACCAAACCCGCUUCCUCCUUCGCCCUGCUCCCCCCAAUUACUGUUGUUCCGGGCUUCCCUGUAAGACAAAUGCUUCUUUCCACCAUAUUGACCCCAAAUAUUUCAUCCAUUCACUCUCACUGAAAGCCAAGUGCUUUUUUCGGGCUGUCUGCAAACAAAAGCUAGUUCGUGGGGCUGUGAGGGCAGCGAGCCAGAUUACCUUUUACGGGUUGUGUUUUGUUUGUAAAACGGCAGUGUCUUUUGUAAACAUGGUAUGUCAGUGCCACAUAAAUUGUGCCUACCGAACUAGUGGCCUGUUGUC